Messenger RNA from Dracunculus medinensis (Guinea worm), 2712 nucleotides. The record is from the annotation of a GenBank genome assembly. NCBI's taxonomy places the organism in Eukaryota, Metazoa, Nematoda, Chromadorea, Rhabditida, Dracunculidae.
AUGCGUCAUUUACUUCAUUUAUUGUAUGCCACAAUUCAUUUGCUUACCUUUACGGGUUAUCAGAAUGUUUUCGCUCAAAACGAUUGCCGUUCAGAGACUGAAUUUAGAUGUAAAUCUGGUAAAUGUAUUCCACUGUCAUGGCGAUGCGAUCAUGAUGAAGAUUGUCCUGAUGGUGAUGAUGAAUUUGAUUGUAAACGAGUAUCUUGUAAUUUGGUUAAUGAAUUCGAAUGUGGAAGCGAAUCAUCAUUGCCUCUUUACACAUCUAUGAUAAGAGAUCACCCCGCGCGUUGUAUUCCUCGUUCAUGGGUUUGUGAUGGCGAAGCUGAUUGUCGUGAUCGUUCCGAUGAAAAAGGCUGCCAUAAUAUUACUUGUGCUGGGGAUCAAUUUGUUUGCGAAGAAUUUCGUGGUCAUCCAAAAAUGUGUAUUCCACAAUCGUGGAGAUGUGAUGGUCAAAAUGAUUGUGUUGAUUUGUCUGAUGAAAAAGGAUGCAAUCCUGAACAAACGUGUGGCCAUAAUGAAUACCAAUGCGCUAAUCACAUCUGUAUUUUUAAAAGUUGGGUUUGUGAUGGCGAUGAUGAUUGUGGUGAUGGAUCUGAUGAAAAAAAUUGCCCGAAUUCUACUUGUAAUCUGCAAGAAAAAUUCCAGUGUAACACCGGAAAAAUUUGUAUACCACGUUCAUGGCUAUGCGAUGGUGAAGCUGACUGCAAAGAUCAUUCAGAUGAACAGAACUGUACAGAUUCAGCAAUUCAGUCGGCGAAGAAACCCCAUCCAGUUAUUUGUCAUCAUCAAUAUGAAUUUAAAUGUCGUACUGGAGGGCAAUGUAUUAACAAUGCUUGGAAAUGUGAUGGAGAAUUGGAUUGUCCAGACGGCGACCAUAGAGAUUGUGGUCCCACCGAAAAAACUUGUGACCUAGGUAAAUGCUUGCCAGUAUCAAAGUGGUGUGAUGGAAUUGAAGAUUGUAUUGAUGGUGCAGACGAAAAUGAUUGUUCUCUUAAUCCCAUGAGAAAAGAUAACUGUGAUAAAAAUCAAGAAUAUGAUUGUAAAGAAUCGCCUCUUCAUUGCAUUCCAUAUAAGGAUCUUUGUGUUUCAAAUGCAUCCAACAAUGAUUGUGCUAAAUCUGUAUGUUCCAGCAAAAUAGAAUUAUGCAAUUCUACAUUCAGCGAUUAUUGUCAGUGCAGGAAAACGUUGCAGAAUGGUUUAAUUUGUCAUUGUCCAAGCGGUUUUGAAGUAAAAGGCGAUCGCUGUAUUGAUAUCGAUGAAUGUGCACAAGUCGGAAAAUGUCCACAGAAAUGCAUAAAUCUUCCUGGUAGCUAUACUUGUGAAUGCUAUCCUGGAUAUCAUUUAACGAUGGGAAAAGCAACAAGCGAUAUGCCUGAAAAUAUGAAAGUUUGUCGAGCCAAAGGCAGUGAUCCAACUCUUUUGUUAUCGAAUCGUGCUGCUAUUCGUCGAUUGAAUUUAAUUACCAAAACAUACGAACCACUUGUCGUUAAAUUGGAUUCAGCCGUUGCAAUGGAUUUCUUGCAUAGAAAUAACACGUUAAUUUGGUCAGAUGUGUCUCAAGAGAAAAUCAUGAUUUGUCACAUGGGUAAAAAGCUACGGAUUUUAAAUGAUAUUGGUGAAUGUGCGGAGGGUAUGGAUAAUAUUACUUUAGUUGAAAAAGACGUUUCAACACCGGAUGGCUUAGCAGUGGAUUGGGUGCAUCAGUUAUUGUUUUGGACUGAUACAGGCUAUGACCAGAUUAAUGUCGUUGAUCUUGUAAGUCGUCGACGAAAAACGAUUUUUUCGGAAGGCUUGGAUGAGCCUCGUGCUAUUGCAGUUGAUCCAUCAAGGGGCUUGAUUUUUUGGACUGAUUGGGGUGUAAACGCUCGCAUUGAAAGGGCUGGAAUGGAUGGACAAGAUCGUACGGUUAUUGUGUCGGGAGAUACUAUCAAGUGGCCAAAUGGCUUAGCUCUCGAUAUAUUAGAACAUCGAAUUUAUUGGGCAGAUGCUAAAGUCAAGCUUAUAAUGUCUUGCGAUUAUUGGGGAAAUAGUGUUCGACUUGUUCUCAAAUCAAGGGAAUAUCUUAAGCAUCCAUUUUCAUUAACGGUAUUCGAAGAACGUUUAUACUGGACCGAUUGGGACCAUGAAGGUGUUCUUACUGCAAAUAAAUUCACUGGAAAUGAUUUUAGAACGGUUAUGAAUGGAGUAUCUGGCCCAAUGACCGUGCGAGUUUACCACGAAAUGGCCCAGCCAGAACAUCCAAACAAAUGUUUCGAUCAUAACUGUGAACAUAUUUGCUUGCCUAGAGCUCACCUUGCACCGCAGAAGAAUGCUGAAUUCACAUUGAAAGGUCGUCCGUACACCUGCGCUUGUAUGAAUGGUUUUGUUGUGAAUUUGAAUAAUCAUAACUACUGUGUGCUGCAGAAUGCAACAGCUGCAGUUGCUUCUUUUGGAUGCAUUUCCUUCUUUUUUUUAAAGGCAUAUCUAUGGUACCGAAGACGCUCAAACACUUUCGCCGUAUUGCAUGUUGAUAAUCCAGUAUAUAGACGUACAGUGGAAGAAAUGGAUGCUGAUAUGGAUCCUUUCGCUGAAGGAACGGAUACACAAAAUGGUUCGCGCAGUGUUAAACUUGUCAUGGACAAGCAACAAACUGAAUACAAUCCACCUAUCGUAAAUCCUUCCAUCGUGACUACAGGCUCUUCAAUACAUCAUAUUUCAGUUUAUAUGUCAUAG